Messenger RNA from Nothoprocta perdicaria, 4500 nucleotides. RefSeq names its product leucine rich repeat containing 8 VRAC subunit B (gene LRRC8B). The coding region runs from base 254 to 2662 and encodes 802 amino acids. NCBI's taxonomy places the organism in Eukaryota, Metazoa, Chordata, Aves, Tinamiformes, Tinamidae. The record is from RefSeq and is a predicted model, not a curated record. Gene Ontology annotation, molecular function: protein binding. The transcript is spliced from 5 exons.
UUGCAUAAUCUAUCUUGGCUUUAAUGGAAGUAUGACGAGCAAACGCAGGUACUACGCAAAUGUGUUUGUUGAGGAGUGGAUUGUAACCACGUGGCCUCCUCCGGUUGCUUGGUGUUGAGCGCGCCUGAAUGAAGACAAAUGCAAAGAUGGCAUGUCCAAGGAAUUUUAAAAGGUGUAGACCUCCUGACUGAAGAGUACUGUGUAUUUUCUUCUCUUUAAUUAGUAAGCUGCUGUUCUCUCACAGGCAAAAGUCAUGAUCACGCUAACAGAACUCAAAUACUUAGCAGAUGCCCAGUCAUCCUACCACAUCCUGAAGCCAUGGUGGGACGUCUUCUGGUAUUACCUCACCAUGAUAAUGCUGCUAGUGGCUGUGCUCGCUGGGGCUCUCCAGCUCACUCAAACCAGGGUGUUGUGUUGUCUUCCUUGCAAGCUCGAGUUUGACAACCACUGUGCCGUGCCUUGGGAUUUAGUUAAAACCAACCUUAACAUGUCCUCUAGCUCCGCAGCACAAAUAAUCAUCCCACUUAAAAUCCAGAACGAUCUUCACCGGCAGCAGUAUUCUUACAUCGAUGCAGUCUGUUAUGAGAGACAGCUUCACUGGUUUGCCAAAUUUUUUCCAUACCUAGUGCUUCUGCAUACCUUUAUUUUUGCGGCUUGCAGUAAUUUCUGGCUCUACUAUCCUAGUACGAGCUCCAGGCUGGAGCACUUUGUAGCCAUUCUGCAGAAGUGUUUUGAUUCUCCGUGGACAACGCGUGCCCUCUCAGAAACAGUUGCCGAGCAGUCUGUGAGGAGCCUGCCCAUUGCCAAAUCAAAAGCAGCAAUUUCCUCACCUGGUAAUUCAGUAGAUAUAGGUGCAAGCAGACAGUCCCUGCCGUAUACACAGCCUGGCUUGGAAACAACUGGACGAGAGAAUUCCUCAAGCGUUCUUGACAAAAAAGAAGGGGAACAAGCUAAAGCUAUAUUUGAAAAAGUGAAGAAAUUCAGAGUACAUGUUGAAGAGAAGGAUGUCAUAUAUACAGUGUAUAUGAAACAGAUAAUAGUCAAAGUUAUUGUGUUUGUAAUAAUAGUAAUUUAUGUCCCCUAUUAUUUAUCCUUUAUUACACUUGAAAUUGAUUGUGUAGUUGAUGUCCAAGCCUUUACAGGCUAUAAAAGGUACCAGUGUGUCUAUUCACUAGCAGAAAUUUUUAAAGUUUUGGCUUCGUUUUAUGUUGUUUUAGUGAUCUUCUAUGGCUUAACUUGUACCUACAGUUUGUGGUGGAUGUUAAGAAGUUCACUUAAGCAAUAUUCCUUUGAGAAGUUGAGAGAGAAAAGUAAUUAUAGUGAUAUACCUGAUGUAAGGAAUGACUUUGCAUUUAUCCUCCACUUGGCCGAUCAAUAUGAUCCUCUUUAUUCACAACGAUUCUCAAUAUUCCUGUCUGAUUUGAGUGAAAAUAAACUGAAACAGAUAAAUCUCAACAACCAGUGGUCAGUGGAAAAACUGAAAAACAAACUGGUAAGAAAUUCCCAGGACAAGAUUGAACUUCACCUUUUCAUGUUAAAUGGUCUUCCAGACAGUGUAUUUGAACUGGCAGAAGUAGAAGUCCUAACCUUGGAACUUAUUCCUGAAGCCAAACUUCCCUCAGCUGUGUCCCAGCUAGUCAAUCUCAAAGAACUCAAUGUUUAUCACUCGUCACUAACCGUGGAUUAUCCAGCAAUGAGCUUUUUGGAAGAAAAUCUGAAAACAUUGCGUCUGAAAUCUAGUGAGAUGGGGAGGAUUCCACCUUGGAUCUUUCACCUAAAAAACCUAAAGGAAUUGUGCUUAACAGGGUAUUUCAUGCUAGAUCAUCACAACUCCAUAUACAAUGAAAGCUUUCAGGGGCUAAAAAAUCUGAGAUCAAUUCACUUAAAAAACAACCUUUCCCGUAUACCUCAGGUGGUUACAGACCUUCUGCCUUCUUUACAGCACUUGUCUAUCAACAAUGAGGGAAAUAAGCUGAUAGUGCUAAAUAACCUGAAGAAGUUGGUGAACUUGAGAACCUUGGAAUUAAUCUGCUGUGAUCUAGAGCGCAUUCCCCACUCAAUUUUUACCCUCAACAAUUUGCAUGAAAUUGACUUAAAAGAGAAUAAUCUCCGAACAGUGGAAGAAAUCAUUAGUUUUCAACAUCUUAAGAACCUCUCUUGUUUGAAACUGUGGCACAACAGCAUUUCGUAUGUCCCGGCGCAGAUUGGUGCACUAUCAAACCUGGAACAACUGUAUCUAAAUUAUAAUAAUAUUAAAAAUGUGCCAUUGCAACUAUUUCUAUGUAAAAAGCUGCACUAUUUGGAUCUUAGCUAUAAUAAGCUGACUUCCAUUCCUGAAGAAAUCGGUUUUCUGACCAAUCUGCAGUACUUGGCUUUGACAAAAAACCAUAUUGAAAUGCUGCCUGAAGGAUUAUUUCAGUGCAGAAAACUGCAAUUUCUGCUUCUGGGAAAUAACAGUCUGAUGAAUUUGUCCCCUUGUGUGGGUCAGCUACUGAAUCUUGUUCAAUUGGAGCUCAUUGGAAACUAUCUCGAAUCGCUUCCUGCAGAACUGGAAGAGUGUCAGUUUCUGAAACGGAAUAGUCUGAUUGUAGAGGAAAGGUUGUUGAAGACGCUUCCACCUCGCAUGAAGGAGCGUCUGCAAGCAGGCUCGGAUAAGUGCUGAACUCGGAUGAACUGACAGUUUCAUUUCUUUAAGCCUUUUACUUAGUAUCUCUCUAGGAUCUGUACAGGUGGUGAGGAGGAGAGAUCACAGUUUACAGAUAAGUCCUAAACUUAAAUGCACUCAACUGAGCUGAUUGUAUCAGACAAGAAAAGUGUGUGGUCUUAUUAAAAAAAAAAAAAAAAAAAAAGCCUUUGGCAGGUAAUCGUAUGUUUGAAUAUUCAAAUAUGAAUUACUGUUUGGGUUCUGGCUGGAAAAAAAUGUAGUCGAUAAAUGUUUCCGAUAGUCUGGAAUGAAAGAGUUGAUUGCCUGGCUACAGUGGCUGUGUAUAUGCUUCCCCCCCGUCGUGGUAAUUUUUUCUAUUGAUGGUGAUCACUUUAAAUGAUUUCAUUUCCUACAAUAUGAGGACCAAGAAUUAUCUGGGAUCAGUUUCCAAAUGUGAACUCUUUGCUAACUUAGAGUAUGUUAAAUUAAGAAUUUGAACUGUUUGUGCAGUUCAGUUGCAUGGGGCAUACGGAAAAUCAUUUUUCAACAUAAUUUUUUAAAGCUUUUUCACAAGUGUUGAGCAUUAAUUCUGUAACUGUCAAAGAGGCUGUCUCAAUGUUGCUAUUAAAACCACAUAGAUAAUACCUGAAACUAUCUUCAGUAUUUUGUCUUCAAAAUAACAAAAACACAGUGAAUUUAAGCCAAUUUGUAGGCAGUCAACUCCGAAGAAUCUGGAAUACAAGCUGUGCACAUGUAGUGGACAACAAAUAAUUUCAUAGUAUUGAUCCUCAUGAAUUGCCUCCUGGCAAACAGAGUGAGGCUGAGUAACAAAGUUGUCUUCUGAGUGUUGUGGGGAUAUCGUGCGUUUGUGUAGUGUAUGUUGCUAUUUAAUAUUUUCUAACCUCUUGUUUACUGACUGCCUCAGUGCUUUUUCUCCACCGCCAGUUGCUGUAGCUUGGUGGCUGGGGAGAGCGGAUGAAGGAGACCUGUGUUAGGUAGGUGCAAGUCACAGUCACAGCAGGCCAGGCAUCCACACAUUCACGGGUAGCGGGGUGGGGAAAAUGGGAACACACUGCGAGCAUUGACGCUUCUAAAGACGGCGUGUUCCUAUACGUUAUAACAGGGAGCUGAGUCUAACACCACCAUCCUUAAUAUUUGAAAAACUGGAUGGAAAUAAAAUGAUUCUUGAUUUUACUCAUUCUUUUGCUGUGCGCUCAUUUGUUGGAUUUGAAGUUUUAAAUCUCCUGGGAUUUAUCAUGUCCACUAAACGUAAGCCCUGCCUCAGGGAAGAGGGGCAGGGGGAGCAUUCUUUACAGAAAUGCAUACUAGAAAACUUUGUAGUAUGUGGAAGUUUUCAAGGCUGGAGGCUCAAUUGUGGCUUAAAUAGAUCUGGUAAACUCUGCUUUUAGUGACUUUGUAUUCCUCAAGCAUACAGACUAUAUUUUCCAGUUUAUAGUAAACUUUUCACAGAAAUGAGUUUUAGCAUUAGACUGUCACCUUUUGCUCCCAUUUCAGUGCCUCUCUUCUGGAGAGUAAGGAUUAACGCGAAUUAAAAUGUCUAAAGCAAGUCUGAUCAACGUGGAAGUCUGAGAUGUUUGUGCUGUAGCAGUCAAGAGGUUUGUGUUUAUUCACUAUACUGACUGCAUUCCCAAGACCUGUGUAGUUCAGACACUUUCUUCUCAGGGAACUCAAACGUGACACAACCAAUACUUUUUAUUUAAUUUUAGAAAUGUCUAGUUUAAACUGAUUAGUUGCUUCUGUAUGCAAAACUGUAUUUAUAAAACAGUGUGUAUGAUAAAAUCCAUACGUAGCUCUUCCAAACUCUAGUUUCAGUUAAUUUUCUGUUCUAUAAUAGC